AUGUGUCAACCGGUUCGAUACGUUUAUCCUACCUGUGGUCAUCUUAUUGAUCUUGACGAGGCAAUCUGGACGCUUGAGAGAUGUCGCCGCGCGCACUGUUACAACAGGGAUUGCUGGGUUCCGAAUGAUGUUCCUGAGGAUAUGAUCGAAGAGAAGCCAUGGCCUUACGGCGAGCUCACUGAACCCUGCUACAUGCCUCAUGAGCCACAAUGCGACUUCAACGAUGCUGCGACUGUAGCUUCCAGCCCAGAUGCGGACGACCAAAGCUAUCCCUUGAGCCUUUUUGAAGACCCGGUUCUCCAAGAUAUACGAGAACAACACGAUGACACCGACGACCAAAGCUCUCUCAUCUCCUUCGUCGGAGCAAUGUCCUCAGCCCCUACAACUCCUGAGCCUGAGCCAGAAUACCUAGACGAGAAGGAAAUCGAUCGCACGAUUAAUCAGAUCCUCUUCGGAGUAGCCCCUACCAAACCUGAUACCUUUGUCCUCGAGGACAAACUCGAGCUAGACGAGGAUGACUUCAACCUCCCCGAACUUUCUCUAAACGAAGAGGAACUCCGCAAGUACGACGCCACUCUCGCGUCCCUAAACGAAGAAGCUACAGUCAUCUACUUCAACAAGGUCAUUGCGCAGACUGCCGAGGAACUUUCUUUCGCUGGGGUGGAAGAUAACCAUGAAUGGGAGAAGGUGCAAGCUGUUGAGGCUCCUCUUGAAAUGGGUCGUUUGGAAGACGACAUGGAUAUUGAUGGGUGCUUUGAAGGUUGGUUUUCAUGA
Molecule: messenger RNA, 774 nt
Organism: Fusarium coffeatum
Lineage: Eukaryota; Fungi; Ascomycota; Sordariomycetes; Hypocreales; Nectriaceae
Exons: 1
Coding region: 1-774 (257 amino acids)
Source: RefSeq, a predicted model, not a curated record